Cygnus olor (mute swan) is the source of this 592-nucleotide messenger RNA. RefSeq names its product mitochondrial ribosomal protein L30 (gene MRPL30). Gene Ontology annotation, cellular component: mitochondrion; large ribosomal subunit. The record is from RefSeq and is a predicted model, not a curated record. The coding region runs from base 154 to 537 and encodes 127 amino acids. NCBI's taxonomy places the organism in Eukaryota, Metazoa, Chordata, Aves, Anseriformes, Anatidae. Gene Ontology annotation, molecular function: structural constituent of ribosome. Gene Ontology annotation, biological process: translation. The transcript is spliced from 5 exons.
CCCGGGGGCUGUGGGGGCCGGUCGGGGUCUCUGCUGGCCGGGAAAGGCCGGUGUACCUCAGUGCCGGGGUACUCUCUUCGCCGUCAGCCGCCGCGAGAUGUAGUGCUGGGGAAGAGGACCGAGGGGGUAGCGCCCGCAGUCUGGGCCCGUCAGAUGUUCACCAGGUCGAGAAUUCCCAACGAGGUAUUUCAACCACGGCCCGGAGAUCAUGAAAAGUAUGGAGGCGACCCUGAGCAGCCCCACAAAAUCCAUGUUGUUACUAGAAUAAAAAGUGUAAUCGGUCGCCCAUAUUGGGAAAAGAUGAUAAUACAUAAUCUUGGACUGGAUAAGGCGCAUCAACCAAGACUGCACAAAAAUAUCCCUUCUGUGAAUUCCAAACUGAAAGUUGUUAAACAUCUGAUAAGGAUACAGCCGCUGAAACUACCUUAUGGGUUGCCAACAGAAGAGGAAAUGUCAGACACCUUUCUUACGAGCAAGGGAGAACUUAUCAUUAGAAGUCGUCUGAAACCUGUGGAGCAGAAAGAAAUUAAGUCAUAAGGUGUGCUGGUUGCAUUUAUGUUCUCUGAAAUAAAUAAUUUAACUCCUGUGUUAA